CUCUGCACCUCACCAGGCGUUUAGGGUGGAGACAUGAUGAUCCUCACAAGUGCGCUCUUCUUUUUGACGUCUGGAGCAAUAACAGCAGUGGCAGCAGGUAACGCAUCUUGCAAGAGCUUACCAGGUGAUCCGGAUUGGCCAUCAGACGGGGACUGGAGCAGUUUGAAUCAGACGGUUGGCGGCCGGCUUAUUGCGACGGUCCCGGUAGCAAGCGUUUGUCACUCUGGAGGACCAUUCGAUGGAAGGUACAAUGCAACCGAAUGCGCCUAUCUCAAGGCGCUCUGGAACUACUCUCAAGCUCACUACCCUUUCCCAGGAGAAGUUAGUUUUCCCUUCGCCCAGAACCAGUCCUGCGACCCUUAUACGCCAAAAACAAAACCCUGUGACCUUGGCCAUUAUGCGAGCUAUUCAAUCAAUGUCACAGGAGCCGCCGACAUUGCUGCAGGUAUCGAUUUUGCCAGAAGGAACAAUGUCCGACUUGUCAUCAAGAACACUGGUCACGAUUAUCUUGGAAAAUCAACCGGAAAAGGGGGCCUCGCACUUUGGACCCACAACCUGAAAACGAGAGAGUUUAUCGAAGCAUACAGUAGCGAUUACUACAAAGGACCAGCCCUCAAGCUCGGUGCAGGAGUGCAGGGAUUCGAGGCAUAUGAGACCGCCAAUAAACAUGGACGUACUGUGGUCGGCGGUACUUGCGCCACUGUUGGGAUAGUGGGCGGCUACUCUCAAGGAGGUGGCCACUCCACCCUCAGCGGUCUGUACGGCUUAAGCGCAGACAAUGUUCUAGAAUGGGAGGUGGUAACAGCGGAUGGAAAGCAUCUUGUCGCGACGCCGACAAGCAACCAAGACCUUUAUUGGGCCCUGGCUGGCGGCGGGGGCGGCACAUUUGCGGUUGUCUUGAGCAUGACAACAAGGCUCCAUCCAGACAGCCCCAUAGGCGGCGCAUAUCUACGCUUCGACGACGAGCAAAUCGGCAGCGAGGCGUAUUGGGAUGCCGUCGGGGUCUUCCACGCUGGGCUCUCGCCCAUCCUACGCACCGGGACCACGAUCCUUUACUCAAUCUACAAUAGCACCUUCAGCAUGUUCGACUUCACAGCACCGAACAAGACAACAAAUGAGGUGAUUUUGCUCCUACAGCCGAUCCUCUCUGAGCUCGACAAGCGUGGCGUCCCCUUCAUCUUCGAGGCACACUCAUCACCGACUUUUCUCGAGCACUUUGCGCAGGAUUUCGGUCCCCUGCCCUACGGCCCCUUUACGUCCGGCCAGGUGACCAGCAGCCGGCUAGUCCCGCGUUCAGUAGUACAGGACCCCGAGCAGAACAGCAUGUUGACAAGCGCGCUGCGCAACACCACGGCCAACGGCGACUUCUUCCUGGCGUGCCAGGCGCUCGACCUCAGCGCCAACGUUUCCGUGGCCGCCAAUGCCGUGCUGCCCGCGUGGCGGGAGGCCGCGUCGCACUGCAUCGUCGUCGGACCGUGGGACUACACCGCCGAUCUGAGCGUCGCGGGGUCCGAAAACAGGAUGGCGGCGAAGGAGGCGGCGCUCACGGAUGUUGUAACGCCGCAGCUUGAAGCUGUGACGCCCGGUUCCGGGACGUACCUCAACGAGGCGAACUUUAGGCAAAAUAACUUCCAGCAGAACUUCUACGGGGCAAACUAUCCGCGGCUGCUGGAGGUGAAGCGGAAGUAUGACCCUGAGAAUGUGUUUUAUGCGGUCACUGCGGUGGGAAGCGAGGAUUUCGUUGUGGACGAUUGUACUGGGAGGCUUUGUCGAACUUCGACAUAG
Molecule: messenger RNA, 1785 nt
Organism: Phialemonium atrogriseum
Lineage: Eukaryota; Fungi; Ascomycota; Sordariomycetes; Cephalothecales; Cephalothecaceae
Exons: 3
Coding region: 34-1785 (583 amino acids)
Molecular function (GO): oxidoreductase activity; FAD binding
Source: RefSeq, a predicted model, not a curated record